This is a messenger RNA of Olea europaea var. sylvestris, 535 nucleotides long. RefSeq lists its product as uncharacterized. The coding region runs from base 98 to 367 and encodes 89 amino acids. The transcript has 4 exons. The record is from RefSeq and is a predicted model, not a curated record. Gene Ontology annotation, cellular component: EKC/KEOPS complex. Lineage: Eukaryota; Viridiplantae; Streptophyta; Magnoliopsida; Lamiales; Oleaceae.
GCUGCACCCGCCGCUCAUGAGAGAAGGGGAUUUUAUUCUUAUUUAAAACCCUAGUUGGCCCCUUCUCACAAUUUCAACGGCUGCUUCUGACGAUGCAAUGGACGCCCCCACCAAAUGGGAGUUCAGCUGCGACUUGGAAGUAGAUUACGAGUCCAAUGAAAAAGCUAGCAUGGUUUAUUCAGCAUUGGUUGUCGAUAAAGAGUUGCAGCCGGACAAGGUGAAAAGGGAGAUGUCAAUCUCCAAUGGGAAGCUUUCAGUGCAUUUUGAGGCUGUUGAAGCAAGGUUUCUUCGUGCAUCAUAUAGUGCUUUUGUUGACGUUCUUACACUUGCGACGAAGACAAUUGAAGAAUUUGGCCGAAGGGAUUGAAUUGUGACAUGAACUUGAUGUUAUCAAGAGUUGUAUCAUUGGUUGAAUUUAUGACUCAUACGUUUUUUCUUAAAUUUUGACAUGAACUUGAUGUUGUUAUAAAGAGUUGCAUCAUUGGUGAAAUAAAUGAUUCAUAUUUUAUACCUUUGUCUUGUGACUAAGGUCCCA